GUUUUUGUCACACGGAGAACGACACGUCACGUCGUGAUGGAGAACGACAUGGCCUUGGAGGUUUCAUGGGUUCGUAGACUGCUGGAAGACGUCGAGAAAGAUUACACGGGGAUGGUAGACAGCCUGCUUGCGGAGAACAAACAGCUGGAGGAUUUGCUGAGCCUUAUGGCACAUCACUUGGACAAUCUGGCUUCCAACUACCCGGGCAAGGAGUUAGAAGGACCUGACGCGGCGGCGGCGGCUGGAAAGAUCACCGCGCAGCUCAGCCAGCGCCUGGAGGAGCUGCAGCGGGAGGCUUUGCAAGCGCGAGAAGCGCAGCAGGACAGGGUGUCGCUGCAGAAACGGCUCUGCGAGGAGGAGAUGGGAUCCAAGCAGCUGCAAAGACGGCUGGAAGCGAUGCUUCAGGAGAACGGAGCGGCCCCGUUCGAGGAGUCGGAGAUCGACGACGAGAUGGGCAGGGCAGCUUUGAUUGCCAAGGUGCGUGGCGCAGAGAAGGCCAGAGCUCAGGAGGCGCGCAGUCGGGAGCUGGCCGAAACACGCUGUGCUUUGGUGGAGCGCCGGUGCCGGGAUGCUGUGGCAAGGCUUGAGGCGGAGCUGGCAGAAGCUCGCUCUCAAAGUGCAGUUACAUGGCCCAAGGACAAGCCCAUGGACAUCCAAAGUGACGGUCCUGCACGCUCUCCUCUGAAGGAAGAGGUGCAGGCUUUUACUCAGCAGAUGGAGAUGGAGCGAAAGGUCCAUGACCAUCGGCGGUCCUUGUUGGAGCGCUACAGCCUGCCUGACAAGGUGCCAGCCAUGCCAAGUCAGACAAGGCCGGUGACUGAAACUCCGCGAAGCGUGAUGAUCACUGACGACGAGGAUUAUGGCAUGGAGGGGUACCUCGAGCGUCCAGUCGAUGGCAGCUACGAGAAGGUCUUCGUCGACAUCCGCGACGGGCAGUUCAGAGUAAAGAGCAAUAAAAGCUCGCCCAGCACUCUAAGCGAGAGUUCCUUGAUCUCUCUGAAUGGUCCUGCCUGCCUAACCAGCAGAUGCGCCCGAUCCUUUGAGGAGCGCCGUGGGGGGCAUUUUGACGCCACGAGGUAUGGGUAUGCGUUGUUUUGAG
This is a messenger RNA of Effrenium voratum, 1099 nucleotides long. Lineage: Eukaryota; Dinophyceae; Suessiales; Symbiodiniaceae. The record is from the annotation of a GenBank genome assembly.